Messenger RNA from Salvelinus fontinalis (brook trout), 2232 nucleotides. RefSeq names its product proteasome activator complex subunit 3-like. Gene Ontology annotation, molecular function: endopeptidase activator activity. Gene Ontology annotation, cellular component: proteasome activator complex; cytoplasm; nucleoplasm. The coding region runs from base 233 to 1009 and encodes 258 amino acids. The transcript has 11 exons. Lineage: Eukaryota; Metazoa; Chordata; Actinopteri; Salmoniformes; Salmonidae. The record is from RefSeq and is a predicted model, not a curated record. Gene Ontology annotation, biological process: positive regulation of endopeptidase activity; regulation of G1/S transition of mitotic cell cycle; regulation of proteasomal protein catabolic process.
UUAAUGUAACACACGGACGUAACUUUUUUUAAUCAUUAUAUAAUCUUGUAUUUUAAAAUAAUCCACGAGAAGAAUAGCUAGUGAUACUUUUUUUGGUCCACGUGGUUGUUUUACGAGUCGCAUCUUUUCUGCGUCAUAACUUGAUUUCGAAGCAGUGUGCGGCAAAAGCAACAACGAGCCACUUAAAACCGUUUUUUUUGUUUAUAUCAGUUAAUUUGAUUUAUUUCAAAUUAUGUCUUCAAAAGGCAUUAAGGUAGACAAUGACCUCAAAACAAAGGUUGACGCCUUCAGAGAGCGGAUCACGGGUGAGGCUGAAAACCUGGUCGCAGACUUUUUCCCCAAAAAGUUGCUGGAACUUGACAGCUUUCUGAAGGAGCCCAUUUUGAAUGUCGCAGACCUGAAAGAGAUCCACUCAGAGAUAAACGUCAAAGUACCCGACCCAAUCAUUCUAAACAAUAGCCAUGAUGGAGUAGAUGUGCAAAAUUCCAGAAAACGGAAAAUUGAAGAUGGACUAGAUGAUGAUAACUGUCAAGAUGGCCCCAAGGUGUUUGCCAUGCCAGGGGGGAUGAUAAAAAGCAACGGCCAGCUGGUGGACCUGAUCGAAAGAGUCAAGCCAGAAAUAAGAACCCUCAUAGAGAAAUGCAACACAGUCAAAAUGUGGGUCCAGCUCUUAAUCCCCAGAAUAGAGGAUGGUAACAACUUUGGUGUAUCCAUCCAGGAGGAAACUGUUGCUGAGCUCAGGACUGUGGAAGGAGAGGCAGCCUCUUACCUGGACCAAAUUUCCAGGUAUUACAUCACCAGAGCGAAGCUAGUCUCAAAAAUUACAAAGUACCCUCAUGUGGAGGACUACCAGCGCACGGUGACUGAAAUAGACGAGAAGGAAUACAUCAGCCUCAAGAUCAUUGUGUCAGAGCUGAGGAAUCAAUAUGUGACAUUACAUGACAUGAUCCUGAAAAAUAUAGAGAAGAUCAAGAGGCCACGAAGCAGCAACAAUGAAGCCCUCUACUGAACACUCCACUUCUCCGUAUCCUCUUCUCACCAACUCCUAGUAACAGCCACAUUGGCAGCAUUUAAAUAGGCAGCACAAUUCUGAUAUUUUUUCCCACUAAUUGGUCUUUUGACCAAUCAGAUAAGCUCUGAAAAGAUCUGAUGUGAUUGGUCAAAAGACCAAUUAAUUAGUGGAAAAGGGCUCCAAACUGGGUUGCCUGUGUGAAUGCAGCCAUUGACUGUAACAGGGGCUUUGUUCUGGACUAUUAUCAUCAAUUCCCUCAAGGUGGACUUUGAAAUUACCUCCUUAGAAAUGUUCUGAAACAUCCAUGUUUCCAGGGCUUGUGAGAAGUUUGUACCUUGAUUAUGGAUUUUUCUCCAUGUCGACCAAUCAAGCAGGCUUGAACUGAACUCAAACAUGGCCGGCCUCCACAAGGUUGGUAGGUCAGAUGAAACUUUUUGUGUCCUUGUCUGUGUGCUUGUAGUGUGUAUGUCUUGUCUGGAAACCGUCAUGGGAGUUUCACAGGUAUACUUUGUCUGUUUUAUCUUUAGUUUUGUUUUUAAGGAAUUAUUUUUAGGAUUCUGAAGUGCUUGCUGGUAACUAUAAUUAGCUGUAUGUUGAGAUUGUCAAGGUGAGUGUGUGGGAAUGCUCAAUCUGCAUUUUAGACAUAGUGUAGCUUGCAGUCCUGUCAGUUAUUUUUAUUUAUUUUUUACUUAAGGGACUACUCACAAGUAUAUUGUGAAGGACUAUGGUCUGUUUCCAGCACAAUAUGUAAUGUCCAUCCACUCUGAUAUUGGAGUUUCAAUUGUGUUAAAAGCCAGAUCUAAUGUUCUCAUAUCCAGAUGCUACUUGAUGAGAGAAAUGUCUUUACUGUUUCUCUCCCUUAAUUGUAAUUUCGUUUUAAGAAUAAAUAUUUUUACGUAAUACAAAUUCUUGAGAAUGAAAUGGUUUCUCACCUAUUGUAUAUGCUGCAACUGUUGGUGUGUCUCAGAGCUUGUGUAGUUGAAUUCAAGCCUUGCUGUGAAAAUUAUUAACCUCAGGAUGAGGGGGGCAAAAUACUUAAUAAUAGCUAGGUUUCUAUCUAAUUUGAUAUUCAUACAAAUGUGAUCAAAUCUGCAUUUUUUAUUUUUUUUUUAAUUAUGCAUUUCCCCACCAGAGGUGUUUCUAUCAGACACUUUUUUUGUGGAUAAAAGGCUGUGUGAUGAAGUUUCAUGUACUGAAUAAAGGUCAGUGUUUCCAUGGCA